UUCCCUGUCCUAUGUUUGUUAAUGUUUUGAGAUUAUGACCGCUUCACUCUUGGGUACUCGAUUUGAACAUUUUUCAGCAUAUUUAAAGGAUGGCAGUCAUUUUUAUCAUUCAACAGCGCGAACAAAAUACACUCCAAAAACUAGCGUUCGUAAAUAUAGUGUAUCCAAUUUAUCUUGUUGCUGUAAAAUUUCUUGAGGUCAUAAAGCAUACAAUAUCUGGAAUAUUUCAUAUUAUAUACGAACAUAUGCGUUAUCCCAUUCGAUGUGUCGUAUCUGACAAUGGGAGUUUGGCUUGUAGUAGCAGGUUUGGCUGUUCACAUUGUAUUCUUCUACUCCAUCUUUGAUAUCUACUUCACCUCUCCCCUUGUUCAUGGCAUGACUCCACACUCCGUUCCAUUAAAACCACCUGCUAAACGAUUGCUACUCUUUGUGGCUGAUGGCCUGAGAGCAGAUAAAUUCUUUGAGCUGGAAGAAGAUGGUUCAAGUAGAGCACCAUUUUUAAGGACCAUAAUAGAACAACGAGGGGCAUGGGGAGUUUCGCAUACCAGAGUGCCAACCGAGUCUAGGCCUGGACAUGUUGCUCUCAUUGCUGGUUUCUAUGAGGAUGUCAGUGCAGUGGCUAAAGGAUGGAAAGAAAAUCCAGUUGAGUUUGACUCAUUGUUCAAUGAGAGCAGAUACACCUGGUCCUGGGGCAGCCCAGAUAUCUUACCAAUGUUCUCUAAAGGUGCAUCUGGUGACCAUGUGUUUAUAGAUAUGUAUCCCUCUGAAAGUGAAGACUUUGCUGGAAGUGACACCUCAAAGCUUGAUACUUGGGUGUUUGACAGAGUCAAGGAUUUUCUCUCAGAAGGACGUAAGAAUGUCACUCUUGGUAACAUGCUUCACCAGGACAAGUUGGUGUUCUUUCUACAUCUGCUAGGCAUAGAUACAAAUGGCCACUCACACAAGCCUUAUUCAAAGGAAUAUUUAGAUAAUAUUCGGAUAGUGGAUUCUGGAAUCCGAGAACUCACCUCCCUUAUUGAAGAGUUCUAUGAGCAUGAUGGAAGAACUGCAUACAUCAUGUCAGCAGACCAUGGCAUGACAGACUGGGGUUCCCAUGGCGCCAGUCACCCAUCUGAAACCUUGACACCCCUUGUAGCUUGGGGGGCAGGGGUAAGAGGGCCAAAUAUGGGGGAAGAUAUUCAAGAGAAACAAGCAUUCCGUGAUACUUUCUCUCAAGAUUGGGACUUAUCACAUAUAUCAAGGAAGGACGUAGAGCAGGCAGAUAUUACAUCUUUGAUGGCUGCCCUUAUAGGCACGUCAUUCCCUGUCAAUUCUGUGGGUGUUCUUCCACUUGACUACAUCAAUGCUUCUGAUGAGUUCAAAGCCCAUGCAAUCUUCACCAAUACUCAACAGAUCCUUGCCCAACUUACUAUUAAAAUGGCAGAGAAACAAGAAACAACACUAUCAUGGCUCUUCAGACCAUAUAAGGCAUUACCAGUAGACAAUCAAAUCCAAUUUGUGAAAUCAAUUCAGAGGAAAAUCCAUGGAAAGGAAUACAGAGAGGCAAUUGAAGACUCUAGGGAAUUAAUUAAACUUGCCUUAGAUGGACUUGAGUAUUACCAUGGUUAUGAUAGACUAUUCCUUGGGGCAAGUAUAGCUAUGGGCUACCUAGGUUGGAUAACGUACAUAUUGACAAUCAUUAUACAGGACUAUACCAAUAUUGUUGCAACAUCAAAAAUUGCCCAAUCUCAAGCAACAUAUCUGAGAUCUGAAGAGGGGAUUAGAACCAUAUUUGCAAUUUUAGGUGCCAUUGUGGCUUUUUUGCUUUAUGUACAAUCACUGCCUUGGACUCAUUAUAUAUACUGCUUACUUCCAAUUAUGCUUUGGAAUGAAGCUUUACUCAAAAUCAAUGUGAUAUCUCAAGUGAAAGAAUCUAUAGAGGGUGUUGGCAAUCUCAUGAUGAUUAUCUUCAAAGUGUUCGUUGCUGUGGCUGGACUUGAAAUAAUUGUGCUCACUUUUUUUUAUCGUGAACUUUUAACUCUUGGACUUGUUGCUAUGGCAAUAUGGCCCAUUAUGACAUCACUUAGAAGUAGCAACAAAAUGGUAGUAGUGUUUUGGAGUGUUUCCUGCUUAUCUGUUGCUGUGUUUCCAAUGCUUCCAGUGGUUGGCAGGGAUACUGAUUACCGACUAGUCUCGCUGGCGGGAUGGACAAUUCUGGCAUUGGGUCUCUAUGCAUUCAGACAAUUGAGUAAAAAUGCGUUUUAUAGCCCAAUCAGAUCAAAUAAACUACAUGUACUAUUUUUUAGUCAGCUAGUCACUUUAGGUGUGGCGAUACUCAUCUUGAAUUCAACCUCCUCCAGCAUUGCAAGCAAACAAGGCCUUCCAUUGCUCAACCAGGGCCUCAGCUGGCUAAUUUUAGUGUUAUCUGUGCUCCAGCCUCUAUUAGGAAGUACACACAUGGUUCCACGGCUACUCAGUCUAGGGGUGUCUCUCAGCGCCCCCUAUAUCCUACUCAGCAUGUCUCAUGAGGCACUGUUCUACUUGUCACUCUGCUGUUUGCUGUAUGCCUGGCUACUAGUGGAAUACAGCAAUACAUCACAUACCAUCAAGGCCAAUGAGCUAGACUUUAGCAAGGGCAGCGUGCUUGGAGAACCUACAAGAAAUCUACACACAGCUGAUCUCAGAGUGGCAUAUUUCUUUGUAUUUUUCAUUUUGACAGCAUUUUUUGGAACAGGAAAUAUAGCCAGCAUUAACAGCUUUGACCCAGUGUCCGUAUACUGCUUCCUAACCAUCUUUAACCCUUUCAUUAUGGGAGCACUCAUGCUUUGGAAGAUUGUGAUUCUAUUCAUACUGGUCACAUGUACAUUCAGCGCUAUACAUGUCAUCCUCAAUGUGCCAACCAAGAGCCUAUUUAUGGUGGUCCUUCUCAUGUCAGACUUCAUGGCACUGCACUUCUUUUUCCUGGUUCGUGAUUCUGGGAGUUGGUUAGAGAUUGGCACAAGUAUCAGCCAUUAUGUGAUCGUCAUGACAAUGAUUAUAUUUCUCAUGUUGUUACUUGGAAUAGCAAAGGUGUUCACAACAUUCCAAUUUACAUGCACUUCAAGGAGGAAAUCUCAUUUUCAAUAAUGUAUUUAGAGAAGUCCCAUCGUCAGUGGAACAGAGAGAGAGGGGGGGGAGGCCAAGGCGGAAAGGGAAAGGUUAAGUGCCAUGAUCAUAAAGACAUUCAACACAUUUGGUAAAGCUGAUACAAUUGAUGAUUGUGCAUAUAAUUUCAAAUUAAUCCCAAUGCUAUGUCAUAUUGAUUACAAAAUUGAACAUAAUCCAUGUGAGCCACUUUAUAGUUUCACCCUUAAAUGUUUAUUUACUCUUAAUUUUAUGUAUUACAGUAAGUUUAAUUUAAAUUAAUCUUUUGCCAUCUUUACAAGAUACAAUGUAUAUGCUAGAUGUUUUUAGGAAAUCAAAUUCAGUGUAUGUAAAGCUAAAAUACAGUAUUGGUAAAGGUUUAAUAACUGAUCUUGAAUGGAUGGGACAGCCAGAUGAGUUUUGUAGUACUUGAUCAAUGAUCAUGUGAAUAGGAUACUCAUGAACAUGUUUCGUUUCCCUGUCUGUCAAUUAGCUCUAUACUGGUGACAAAAUCAAGGUGUUAUAUUAUUCAUAUAACCUUUGGAGCAUUUAUUUUAACUUAGUUUUAUUCUAUCCUCUACAAUGAAAAUGAAGUGGAAUAUGUAUACUGUAUGUGCAGUGUCAUAUAUUUUGCAUUAUUAUAUCAUUGCUAGAAUU
Owenia fusiformis is the source of this 3759-nucleotide messenger RNA. The record is from the annotation of a GenBank genome assembly. Lineage: Eukaryota; Metazoa; Annelida; Polychaeta; Sabellida; Oweniidae.